Messenger RNA from Spirometra erinaceieuropaei, 2275 nucleotides. The record is from the annotation of a GenBank genome assembly. Lineage: Eukaryota; Metazoa; Platyhelminthes; Cestoda; Diphyllobothriidea; Diphyllobothriidae.
AUGGAUCUUCGCGUCGACACGGUCGAGACGAGGCUCUGCCUGGACCAUCGCAGGAGGCCACCAGGUAAGUUCCCCCUCAGGUAAGUGCGCUUGCUUUGUUUCUUCCUUUUGUUUGUUGAAGUUCCUCGUCGUACGCUGCGCUUGCUGCCUGCCCUUUAUAUGCUAGUCUGUCUGUUAAUAGCUAAACGACACCCUCGAUGCCUGCUGCGAUUGUCUGUCCGUCAGUCUAUGCCACUCUCUACUAAUAGCUAGGUGUUACGGUGCUUGACUUUGUGUGGUGCCCUCACUUUGUCUCUGACUGAUGACUGUGUCUGUUUGUCCACUCUAGCUAGCUGUAAGUGCCAUAGCGUUAGGUAGUGUGCAUGCUCUCUCCUACUUCACUCCAUCACAUCAUCACCUCACCACCAAGGUCCCAGGCUAAUUCGGGUCGUUCUCUCACUAACAAAUAGUCGUGGCCCAUAGUGGAGUCCGGCAGCCGUCUGGGAUAACCGGGCAGCCCUGUUCAGGGAUGCGUUGCCUGCCCCCGCGAGGGGGAGGGGGCUAGAAAAGGUGCCCUAAAGAUCGCUGGGAACCACGCUGUCUGUAGGCUGGCCGUGGCCGCAGACAAAAAACACACGGUCGAAACAGCCAAAACCGAAACAACAACAACAACAAUCACUCUCUUACUCUUCCAGCCUAUUCUUCUUCUUCUCCUACUCUUACUUUUCGUCGCCGCAGUCGCCAGACUGGCAGGGUGAGCCCGCUUACUCUGGCAGCCUGGAAUGUUCGUUCCCUUUUAGACAAUCCGAGGAGCAACCGACCGGAACGGAGGACGGCGCUAGUGGCACGAGAACUGGCGCGCUACAAGGUGGACAUCGCCGCACUCAGCGAGACCCGAUUCUCCGAACAAGGCCAAAUUGAGGAGGUGGGUGCCGGCUACACCUUUUUCUGGAGUGGUCGACCCAGGGCAGAGCGACGUGACGCGGGUGUCGCCUUUGCCAUCCGGACCGACAUCGUGGGACGACUGCCCUGUUUGCCGCAGGGAAUCAACGACCGCCUGAUGAGUCUACGUCUGCCUCUGCGGGGUGGGGGCAAGUUCGCAACCAUCAUCAGCGCCUACACUCCGCCGAUGACCAGUUCCGACGCCGUCAGAGACAAAUUCUACGAGGACCUGCACGCCCUCUUGGCGACUGUGUCGAAGGCGGACAAGUUGAUUGUCCUUGGUGACUUCAACGCCCGCGUCGGCACAGACCAUACUGCCUGGAGGGGAGUGCUGGGUUUCCACGGUCUCCGCGGCUCCAACGACAACGGCCUGCUUCUCCUCCGCACCUGCGCAGAACACCGCCUCACCCUGACGAAUACCUUCUUCUGUCUGCCGGUGCGAGAGAAGGCCACCUGGAGGCAUCCUCGGUCGCGUCAGUGGCACCUGCUGGACUAUGUCCUCGUCCGGAGGCGAGAUCAGCGGGACGUGCUGGUGACGAAGGCGAUCGCGGGUGCUGACGGGUGGACCGACCAUCGCCUCGUCAUCUCGAGGAUGCGCAUUCGCCUACAGCCUCGCAGGAGACCACAAGGUAAGCGACCCCCAGGUAAGCUGAAUGUUGCUUUGUUGUCUUUGCCUGCUCAACGUCUCCAUUUCAGCAAUGAGCUAGCUCAACGGCUAGACAACCUUCCUAUCGCUGCCACCGCCGACGACGCCGCCGCCGCUGCCGAGAACACCUCCGUGGAGAACCUCUGGUGUCAACUGCGAGACACGGUCCAGUCGACGGCGCUCGCCGUCCUCGGUCGCGCUCCCCGCCAACACCAGGACUGGUUCGACGACAACGACGCAGCCAUCAGAAAUCUGCUUGCCGAGAAGAACCGCCUACACAAAGCCUACGUAGAUCACCCCACUGAGGACAACAAAGCUGCCCUCUACCGCAGUCGCCGACAGCUUCAGCAACGACUGCGCGAGAUGCAGGACGCCUGGACUGCUCGCAAAGCUGAGGAGAUCCAAGGCUACGCGGACCGCAACGAAUGGAAGAACUUCUUCUCCGCGAUCAAAGCUGUCUACGGUCCGCUGACGAAGGGCACUGCUCCUCUCCUCAGCGCCGACGGCAGUACUCUCCUGACUGAGAAGACGCAAAUCCUACAGCGAUGGGCCGAGCACUUCCGUCAUCUCCAACGCCGCCAUCGCCCGCUUGCCGCAAGUGGCGACCAACGUGGACCUCGACCUCCCGCCAUCUCUCCAGGAAACGAUCACGGCCGUGCAGCAGCUCUCCAGCGGGAAAACACCCGGAUCGGACGCAAUCCCUGCUGA